GUAACACCAAAGUUAGAGGGCCUCUUUGUUGGGUGUUUAAAGUUUGAGUACCAAAUUAGAAAUUUGAUCACUUUGUGAAAACUGAAAACUGAAAAGCCCGUAAACUAAAAUCGACCGCCAUCCCGGCCCAAACCUAACCGCUCCCUUUCUGUGUAUGUCCGUCGUCGGCGACGCCAAAAUCUCUUCCCCCGCCAAAUCGCCGGUUGCGGAGAUCCUUACUGUCAGCGGAACUGCUGGAACACCCAAGUUGGUGAAAAAGCUCGGUUCUUUCCUUGAUUAUGCAAGUACCCAAAUGGCGAAACGUGUUAAUCGUGAAGAACUACUUGAUUCCAGCUCUUUCUCAAUCGAAUCUGAACACCUCCUCCGUGGCCUCGAUUCAUUCGACGGCCACUUCCUGCGACCGGUCGAAGAACAAGGGAAAAACUGAUCAUGUGAGAUUCGCGGUACGACAAAAACGUGCUGAUACAAAGAAGGCUUUGAAGCAUCUCCUCUUCAGUAAUGGAACCUCACCACCGCGUCAGGAAGAACGAUUGUGGAACUUUGGUGCAGAAGACAGAUUUACUGCUGACAAGAAAAGACAUUCAAAUUCUUCAAGUCAACGUACAAACAGAAGGGGUCAUAGUGGCAGGAUGAAGCGCAAGUUUCGAAGAGAUACCUCUGGUGAGGACUCAGAUGAUCCCGAGUCCAUGUUCCAAGCGAAAUUCGGGAACAAAUGGUACACUUGGUCCUUCCACCAAGGGUUUGCUUCCCAACGAUCUAACACAGAGUCUGCACACUGGACAUGGAAGAGAAGUCAAGAAUGUGGCAAUGCAAGUGAACCCGAGUCUGAUCGGGAGUCACCCAUCGUUGUCGGAUCAUUUUCUGACAGAAGAACCCUCGGUUUGCCCUUGUCCGGCCCUCUGGAGAUCGAAGAAGUGAAGAACGCGUUUCGAGAGUCAGCACUGAAAUGGCAUCCAGACAGACAUCAGGUUUAUUCCCAGGCCACGGCUGCUGAGAAGUUCAAGCUAUGUGUUAGUGCAUAUAAAUCAUUGUGUUCAGCUCUGUCAUGACUCGUGGUGAUUCCCAGGCCGCUGCUGGUUUAUGAUCAAAGUCAGCUUCGUCCGUGGUUUAAACUUUGAUAGCCAACAUUCAUUUACUAAUAAUUAGUGGAGCUUUUACGAUUACUCGAAAUGGUAUCUACCUGUUCUACUGCAAUAUGUGACAUCCUUUGAUGAGUGAUGAAUGAACAUUGUACACAAAUUGUUACAUCUAUUUAGUAGUGAUCUUUGAAACUUGUAUGGGUGUUGUAUAGCAUUUACUUCAACAGAAGGUUUGAUGAUGUUAUUGUUACCAUAUACCAACCAUGUGGUGAUUUUAAUGAAU
This is a messenger RNA of Linum tenue, 1362 nucleotides long. The record is from the annotation of a GenBank genome assembly. NCBI's taxonomy places the organism in Eukaryota, Viridiplantae, Streptophyta, Magnoliopsida, Malpighiales, Linaceae.